AUGCAUCAACACCCUCGUCCGCCUCCUAUCACAGCCUCCCCCGCAACCUCUGAGCAAACGAAUCCCAGCCGCACAAACAACCCAAGAGAUCGAGACGUCCACGCUCUAAGGACAAACUCUCCUCUCACCCAAGGCUCCGGGUCCUUAGAGGACUUUGCUUCAGCCCGUCAAGAUCAACCUGCGGACAACCCCGGCGUCCAAAUGCAGAGGCUCAAUCAGGUCAUCCAGAACUUCCACACCAAGUCCGCCCUGAUCAUCCUUCAGUCUCGCGUCGACCUGGCUCCGGCCUACUCUCAGAAGACCGACAACAAGAGAGUGAACCGUUGGUUCAACAUCGAUAUCGAGGAGACGGAUGAGUACAAGGAUGACAUCAAGAGGUGGAAGACCUGCGAUGUGGAGUACAACAGGCCUCCUCCGUUGGUCAUAGAGAUCUUCCUGAGCACCGAGUCCUUGCAGCAAGGACAGCGCUUGGUCAUUGUGGACGAAGAUGGCAAGAGAUGGGAUGUCAUGAACACCCUGAUGUCUGCCCGCAGUGCUUCGCGCGGGAGCCAGCGUCGAAUGGCGGACAUUGACGAAGUCAUCCUUGAGCGAUGGACCAUCGAACUUGGCGAACCGACGGCUCCCAUUCCCCCCGACCUUGCCAUGGUGCUCCCUUUGGUCUACAAAAAGAGCAUCGUCUUCUUCAGAUCUCUCUACACCUACAGCAAUUUCCUUCCGGCGUGGAAACUGUCGAGGAAGAUAGGGAAAGGACGCUCCCAUAUGGCCUUGAAGCUGGGCUACAGAUUGGUGGACGGGUCGCGGAUGAGAAGCUUGUCUCGCUCCGACAAUCUCGGCACGCGGCUCUUCGACAGCAACUCGGGCGUCUUGUUGUCCUACGACUUUGGCGUGACAGAUUCACCUGCCGGACCCUUUUCUGUCAAGGUUGAUUAUCGCCAGAACUGCGAUUUCCGGAUAGACGACUCCGAAGAGCUGUUGAGCUCCCGCUUCUUGGGCGCUGAUGACGAGCUGUUCCGCCCGUCGUUACCCGGUGACAAGGUGCUCCGGACGGAGAUUGGAUCGCUACCUUCAGACCGACGACAGAGGUUACUGGAGCAAGCAGAGCUGGGUCAUGCGUAUGGGAGUCUGACGAGUUUCCAUCAAGCAGGCAUUGCGACCGGGACCGACCCAAUCUCUGCUUUGCGAAACGCUCAAGAUUUCAAUGCAAGCUCCUCUCCUCCCACUCCUGAACCGGCCAGGCCGGUCGUACCCUCACACCCAGCAGGCCAAAACUCUCGAAACUCGCUCCGAGCCGUAGCUGCCAAUCGACGAAGCUCAAGCUCAUUCUCCGUCCAACCGUUCAAGACACCGACUUUGUCAGCGUCCCCUCUUGGCGUCUCUCCUAUGGCCAGCUCGCCCAGAACGCAUUCUGCUCGACUCCCCGCCCUGGGCUCCUUGACGGAAGAGAGCAUUCAUCCCCCUGCAGCAGCUCCUGUCACCCUGGCCGGGCGACGAGCUGGGUCCCUUGCCUCGGACAAUGCCAUUGCCUCGUCGACCUCGAGUUCUCCAAAACCCGCCCCAGUCACAAGGUAUAGCAGUAGCUUUAGCCACAGGCGGGCAAGGCUUUCCUCAGGCGGGACCACCGUGCGCACAGACGAAGAUCAGACAAGCAGUGGAAGAGGAAGUGCCACCUCUUCUGCCCAGCCUGGUUCGGGUUUGAUGACAGAAGGAGCUGCGGGAGGUGGGAGCUCAGGGUCGAUGGCGGAUGAUGAUGGGGAGAAUAUUUCCAGCUUCCUGAAGAUGCUGGAACUGCAGAAGGAUCUUCUCACUCCUACAACGUCGACUGCCGCCGAAGCGAACACGAGGAGAACGGCCGCGGCUCUGAAUCGAUAUCACAGAAUGCGAGACUCCAAUACUGCGCUGUCGGAUUCCAUGUCAUCAUCAUUAAUGUUGCAGAGAUCGUCCACUUCUUCCAGUCGUCAGCUGUCCGGGGUCCCUCCUAUGGUGGCGGGAACGUCUAUUUCAACUUCUUCCUCUCCUGGAAAGCCAAUUUCGCCUCACACACCACAUACACCUUUUGCACCCUCUCGCCUUAGCGCUGCUUACAGCCAUGAUGAUGCCGACGAGCCGCAUCGCCUGGCUCCCGAGGAGCCGCCUUCACCGUCUGAAGCCGCAACAGAGGAGACUGCACACGCUCAAUCAACAUCCAAUGUGCCUGCCAUUGACAUUCCCAACUCUCCCAGACCCUUUCCGUCCUACCAGCGUUCCAGUUCUGCCCAGCGAAUGCCGUUGAGCUCCGACGAAGAUAUUGGUGAUCUAUAUGGGAUGCGAAGUGCCAGUAUGGGAGCCGAUCGUCGGAGUCAUCGCCGAGAGUCUGCUCAAGAUCACGCCGAUGGGGCUACUGGUGAAGGACAAGAGCCAUCCCGACAAGUCUCCAUCGGCUCUCCUCGACGAUCCUCCCAGGUUCAUCGUCAUUCGAGCCUUGCAACGGCCCUGACGAACGAUGACGGCGCUUCCGACUCCGCAUCGGGACGAUCCUCGGCCAAUAUUUACCGUAACCAGGCUGCCAGCAGAAACGGAGUCGGACGACGAGCCACACCUCCUCAAGGCUCUACGUCAAGCAUGGGUGGAACCCGCGGUAGCAUCGAUCCAGGAGCCGGUAGCGCCGGCAGCAGCGUCAGCGUGCCGUGGCGAGGAAGAAGCAGUGGAAGUCGACCAGAAAACCGCUUCGAUGAUGACGACCUUUUACCUUUUGCCAUGGAAAAGAGCGAUUUUCAUACGGCUGGGAGGGCGGGUGAUGUCAAUGGGGGAAGUUGA
This is a messenger RNA of Cladophialophora bantiana CBS 173.52, 2793 nucleotides long. RefSeq lists its product as uncharacterized. The coding region runs from base 1 to 2793 and encodes 930 amino acids. The transcript has a single exon. Gene Ontology annotation, biological process: protein localization to phagophore assembly site; mitophagy; autophagosome assembly. The record is from RefSeq and is a predicted model, not a curated record. Gene Ontology annotation, cellular component: phagophore assembly site; cytosol; extrinsic component of membrane. NCBI's taxonomy places the organism in Eukaryota, Fungi, Ascomycota, Eurotiomycetes, Chaetothyriales, Herpotrichiellaceae.